Messenger RNA from Odocoileus virginianus texanus, 888 nucleotides. The record is from RefSeq and is a predicted model, not a curated record. NCBI's taxonomy places the organism in Eukaryota, Metazoa, Chordata, Mammalia, Artiodactyla, Cervidae.
AUGGCCAGGGGAUCCGGGAUCAAUGCCGUUGGGUCCCAGGGUCGAGGUCGUCGGGAAAGCGGAGGUUGCGCGGGCCAGGGGGCUGGGGGUCCUCAGGGCCGGAGGCCGGCGGUUUCGAGGGCGCGGUGGGGACGCCGUUCGGAGCGGCGGACCUGGGCGUGCUACCGGAGGCGGGCGGGGGGCGGGGAGCGGCUUGGGGAGCCGUUGGGUCCCAGGGUCGAGGUCGUCGGGAAAGCGGAGGUUGUCCGGGGCGAGGGUAGGCGUUGCCACGCUGACGGCCACCCCGGGUAUGGGGUGUCGUCCCCAGGCAGCGGCCAGCAGUCGGUGACCGGCGUGGAGGCGUCCGACGACGCCAACAGCUACUGGCGGAUCCGCGGCGGCACGGAGGGCGGGUGUCCGCGCGGGUCCCCGGUGCGCUGCGGGCAAGCGGUGCGGCUGACGCACGUGCUUACCGGCAAGAACCUGCACACGCACCACUUCCGGUCGCCGCUGUCCAACAACCAGGAGGUGAGCGCCUUUGGGGAGGACGGCGAGGGGGAUGACCUGGACCUGUGGACCGUGCGCUGCUCAGGGCAGCACUGGGAGCGGGAGGCCGCCGUGCGCUUCCAGCACGUGGGCACCUCCGUGUUCCUGUCGGUCACUGGCGAGCAGUACGGGAGCCCGAUCCGGGGGCAGCACGAGGUGCACGGCAUGGCCAGCGCCAGCACCCACAAUAAGUGGAAGGCCAUGGAAGGCAUCUUCAUCAAGCCCAGCCCGGAGGCCCCUGGGGGCCACGAUGAGCUUCGGAGGGCAGCGGGGAGUGUUGUCUGCAGACAACUCUCAGGGGAGACUUUGGGUUUGUAGGGGUUCUCAAGUGCCUUUAUGAUUAAAGAAUGUUGGUCUGUGGUC